This is a messenger RNA of Protopolystoma xenopodis, 438 nucleotides long. The record is from the annotation of a GenBank genome assembly. NCBI's taxonomy places the organism in Eukaryota, Metazoa, Platyhelminthes, Monogenea, Polystomatidea, Polystomatidae.
AUGAUCAUGUCAAAUUGCUCCAGCAUGUCUGAAGUGAACGAUACCUCCUCUCCUCGUCGGGCCCGGAAACUGGCUGGUUGUGGUUGUUCUCCCGCUCAUUUCGUCAAUGCUCAUCUCAACUUCAGACCGGACCAGCCAGCUGGGCCGUGGAGCAGGAGUGACAUUUCUAUUGGCGUGUCUGGGACACGAGGAUUUCUGCAUUUCUUCCCACUUUGGAGGGAGCCAACGGCGCAUUCAAUUGCCCUCUGGCCUCUGACAAACCUGCGGAUUGUGCUUGUUAUGCGCCUUCACAAAGUAUGGGUUACUCGGUUCGAGUCGCGGUCUGCCUGCGCAAGCUCGCUUCGCAGGCCUCGUCACUCAGUUCUAUCGCUACAACAUCGUUCUAGGUCGAAACGUGGAAGUCAAUCUCGACGGUUCCCUAUUCAAUAUCUCGUUUAA